Lasiosphaeria miniovina is the source of this 2609-nucleotide messenger RNA. RefSeq lists its product as uncharacterized. Bases 59 to 2548 code for a protein of 829 amino acids. The record is from RefSeq and is a predicted model, not a curated record. The transcript has 3 exons. NCBI's taxonomy places the organism in Eukaryota, Fungi, Ascomycota, Sordariomycetes, Sordariales, Lasiosphaeriaceae.
CGCUUCCUUUCCCGCACCCGAGCGGUCAAAACCAUCUCCACUUCGAACCUGAUUCAAGAUGGAUGCCAAUGUUGAUGAUGAAGAGAUCAAAACCUGGUUUUGGGAAUGCAAUGAUCGCUUCCGCGCUUGUCUCAGCGUCGCGGUUUUCAGCGACGAUGACUGGAUGGACGACAGAGCCGCAGACUUCAACGUAUGGGGUUUCUCAAUCAAAGCGGAUGCCACGGGACGCUCUUCGCUGGACUACAGACUCCGGAACUGGCCAGAAGUCCGUUCAAUUGUGGUUGGUCUUCUAAAAAGUCUGAGCCACUGUUUGGAAGCCAUCGAAAAAGCCGCUUCUAGCCAAAAUACAAACUCCAAUCCCAUUAGCCCCGCUGCGGAGACCGCUGGUGAGCCCGACGUCAAUGCUUGGUCGGACUUCUCAGACGACAGUGAUGGCGCCGAGCAAGAGACCAGGUUUCAGCCCUCCGGCCCAUUCUCAGAAGGAAAGAUUCAAAUCGCAGCUACAAUCGACCAGCUUGUGAGAAUCACAGUUGCGAUAAAACAGUCCGGAAACAGGAGACGACUAGACAAGGCCGACGAGUCUUUCGAUGAGAGCAAAUACCCGGAUCUAAUGGAACACUUUGUUUCCUUGAUCCGAAUAGCCCACCUUGAUAUCCGUGAGAUAUCUGGGUCCUUGCAAGCCGGGCUGGACAGCACGCUGCUCCUUGACACCGUCCAACGUCGUCUUGUCAGACUCAACCUAUUACGGCACCACCGAAUCAAGCAUGCUACACGUUUCAGGAAAAAGGCGGAUCAUGUUAUCAUGGGCUCGGCUCCCAAUAUACCAAAGAUUUCUGCCCUUGUCCCGACGGUUAUUACACCGAGCAGGAAAGGGAAGAGACAGACGCAGGAACCGCAACUGGCUCAGGCCCAAUCUGUUCAAGCUAGUAAAAGCGCCCAAACAACAAGCACCAACCCCACAACCUCCCAACUCACGGCAACAGAACUGGGCUCUCAAUUUAAACUUCCUAGUGCCCCUGGACGAAAAUACCCUAGCUCCAUGACGAAUAUCUCCCGAAUUGGCUCGAAGCAGGAUUAUCCAAAAUUUCCAGGUACCAAGGGUUUAUUCCAUUGCCCAUAUUGCUCCCAAACUCUAUAUGCGGAGGACUUUGUAGGAAAUAUUUCCAGAUGGAAGAACCACGUCGCACAAGAUAUCUCCCCCUAUGCCUGCAUCUUUGAACAUUGCGACAGUCCAGAUGAAUUAUAUGUCACAAGCGAGGAGUGGAACACACAUAUGCGGAACAAUCACAGCCAAGUGCGGUGGCUCUGCAACAUCUGUAUGAACAAAGCGACGUCAUUUGCGACAAAGAAUGAUUGGGAAUCCCACGUAACCACGAGUCACGCAAAUUCAUUUCCUCAGGAUCAGGUAGCUGUCCUCGGAGAACUCUCCCGAAGGACUGUAUAUCUACCGCCGUCCUGCCCGCUGUGUCCAUUUCUGCCUGAUGAAGGUCAACAAGGCACUGAAGACCACAUUGCGGGCCAUCUUCACCAAUUCGCGCUGCGGUGUCUUCCUGGUAAUAUAGAUGAUGGGGAUGCGAGCUCAUCAGGCUCUAGAGGCGCACAAAGCCAUAUUUUUGAUUUUGAUGAUGAUGAUGCCGGCGAGGAAUUUGAAGACGAAACAUCCGACCCCGACGAUAGACUUGCGCGGGCGAGGAAACGCUUUCUGGAAGCAGGACGAAUGGCAUACCAAGCUUUGAAUUCGCACUUCAGCGGAAGCGACGAGUCUUCCCGACUAGACGUCAGAGCGGGUCUGGACCUUUUCUCGGACUCUAGCCAAGGCCUUCUACACCCUAGGAUAUACGAGAAACUCAUCCAAGAACACCUUGAAUUUUGCACGCGAUCCUUUGUCAGAAUCCGCCAAUGCGUCGAGCAAGUUGAGGUCGGGAGCGGCGCGUCCCAAGCCGAGGAGACACUACUAAGCGAGUUAGGAACGACGGUUCAGGACGAGUGCGACAUGUUGGAUUCAUUCUUGGAAUAUAACCGGCAGGGUUGGGACUUUGACAUUGCAUCCCCAUUCAAACACGCCCCCAGAAUCAGAUAUGAGCUCUCGAGACCUGCAAUCGAAUUUGAAGUCGUAAACCCCGAACUUUUCGUUAGCCCGGCUCAAGCAUCGCCGGCCGAAUUUCUAUCAACACGUUCCUCUUUUAUCCCCAAGUUCACGGCAGGUUCGUGCCGAUAUUACAGCAAAAUAACUCGCCAACUCAUAGGAUUGAAGAUUGCGGAUCGGGAACUGAUUUUCAAUGACAACGGGAAACACGUCGCAAGAGAAAGGGAACAAAUUUUAAGAGAUGCCCUUCCCUUGCUCAGCGGGAUCUUUCAAAUCUUUUCUGGUCUGGAGAAAGAAAAAGAAGAGCACGAUCUGUGGGGCGAGGAUCUGGAACAGGUUCAGCAUAUAAUAGAAACUGUGAAAGGAGAACUGCAGCACGUGGAUUAUUUGAUGAGGAGACAACGGGGCUUCUUCAAAAGAGAGCGCGGAUAUUCUGACUCACCUGUAUUGGCGGAAGGAUAGUGUUGAUCAUCGACUGAUUGCCGAAAUGACUUCCAUAGAUCCAAGGCAAUUUUUGAACAGA